Messenger RNA from Anoplophora glabripennis (Asian longhorned beetle), 1505 nucleotides. Its product is annotated as Krueppel-like factor 10. Gene Ontology annotation, biological process: regulation of transcription by RNA polymerase II. The record is from RefSeq and is a predicted model, not a curated record. Gene Ontology annotation, molecular function: RNA polymerase II cis-regulatory region sequence-specific DNA binding; DNA-binding transcription factor activity, RNA polymerase II-specific. Bases 127 to 1167 code for a protein of 346 amino acids. Lineage: Eukaryota; Metazoa; Arthropoda; Insecta; Coleoptera; Cerambycidae. The transcript has 2 exons.
ACAGCAAUAACAUCACUCAAAGCUUCAAAAUACGGGAAUCAUUUUAAUUCGCGGCCGCCGUCGAAGAAAGACGCGUCUAGUUAACAGACAGUAGUUUAGUUUUAAAGUUUCCAAGUGACUGUGAAGAUGAUCAGCGCCGAGAGGGCCCUGCUCUCGCCACCCACCACGCCGCCCCUCAAAAAUAUGUCAGACGAUGAAUCCACGCAACAGUCGGCGAUCUUCCAACUCCGCACCUUUCUGGGCCAAAAGAGAUCCCUACCAUCCCCAAACAUACUCACUCCACAACCUUCAGACUCGGAAAGCGAAGAAUUGGAUUUCCCUUUGAAAAAGAGGCGUUACAGAAACGACAGCGAACUGGCACGUCAAUUAUUAAUAAACACGCCGCCUCCAGAACCGCAAAUCCACACUUUCGUACCACCCGCAACCCCAGUAAAACUUUUCGAGCCCAUUAGAAACAACCAACCACCAAGAAUCCAAAGGACUGUCUCAGUGAUCAUGAAAGCGAACCAGGACGGAUCCUGCACACCCCUGCCAAUUCCAGCACCACCCCCCGCGCCCCCAAAGGAAAUAAACAUCCUGAAGAGCCUUAAAUUCAAAAUGGGGAACCGCAAGGAGCAGGUGUACAACAGCGAGAAGGACAUUUCCAAGGAAGUGGCUAUCCCAGCGCCUUCGCCAAAACUUCCAAUCCCAGCUCUACCCGCGUUGGCGCCCAAGCUAAUCACGCCCAGUCACCCGCAGACCAUCUUCAUAUCCGCGGACGGCACCAUGCUGCCCACGCAGAUCGUUCUGCUCGCUCCUCCGCCGCCGAUGACCCAGGUGCGCAAAAGGGUGUACGAGUGCACCUACGAAGGUUGCGGGAAGAACUAUUUCAAAUCGUCGCAUCUGAAGGCCCACAACAGAACCCACACGGGCGAGAAACCCUUCAUCUGUCAGUGGCAGGACUGCGGGAGGCGGUUCUCCAGGUCCGACGAGUUGUCCAGGCACAAAAGGACUCACACCGGUGAAAAAAAGUUCAAGUGCGAGUUCUGUCAGAGGAGGUUCAUGAGGUCGGACCACCUGGCGAAGCACGUCAAGAGGCACGCCAAAGAUAGGGUUAACACCCCCAGGGUUAACCUGGUGCCGGUGUUGAGGCCCCUGCAACCCGCCGGUGUACCCGUUUCUCUCUGAUUUCGUUCAUGACUUAAAAAUGAGCUCAAUCUUAGAUAAGUCGUUGUAAAUAGAUAUUUUUUUAUUUUUAUAUAUGAAAGAGCGUUUUGUUGUUUUUUUUUGGUUUGUAUUUGGAUGAUUUUGUAUAUGUUUUGAGUUUUGUAUACUUUUAUCUUCCUUUGACUGCGUCAUUUUCGUUUCAUGUUGUAUAUAAAUACAUUCCAUUCUAUCGUAACGAUAUAGAAUUCUAUAUUUUUAUCUGUGAUUGUAAUAUUAUCUAUUUAUUGUUUGUUUAAGUAUUACUUAUUUGUAUGAAAGUUAAAAGACCUUUUUAUGAAUAUAUUUUGUAUUAAAUACUA